Eremomyces bilateralis CBS 781.70 is the source of this 2950-nucleotide messenger RNA. Its product is annotated as ARM repeat-containing protein. Lineage: Eukaryota; Fungi; Ascomycota; Dothideomycetes; Eremomycetales; Eremomycetaceae. The record is from RefSeq and is a predicted model, not a curated record. Bases 1 to 2835 code for a protein of 944 amino acids. The transcript has 6 exons. Gene Ontology annotation, biological process: positive regulation of kinase activity; phosphatidylinositol biosynthetic process. Gene Ontology annotation, cellular component: endosome membrane; PAS complex; fungal-type vacuole membrane.
AUGGAUCCAAGCAUCCAGAAGGCCUUGAACGACAAGAUAUACGACAAGCGGAAGAGCGGUGCCCUUGAACUCGAAAGUGUGGUACGCGAGGCGCUCGCUGCAGAAGAGCACGACAAGAUCCAGAAGAUCGUCCAUCAGCUAUGCCAUGAGUAUGCAUAUGCUGUCCACCAGCCGCAUGCCCGGAAUGGAGGUCUCAUCGGACUUGCUGCGGCUUCGAUUGCUCUCGGACCGGAAGUUGCGCGGUAUUUGGAAGAGAUCGUUCCCCCGGUUUUAGCCUGCUUCACCGACCAAGAUGCCCGAGUCCGAUACUACGCUUGUGAGAGCAUGUACAACAUUGCCAAGGUCGCAAAGGGCGAAAUACUGGUCUACUUCAACGACGUUUUUGACGCGCUGUGCAAGCUGGCCGCAGACACCGAGUUGUCGGUCAAGAAUGGGGCCGAACUCCUGGACCGUCUUGUGAAAGAUAUCGUGUCAGAAUCAGCUUCAUCCUACGUCUCCAUGCUUCGUGAGACUGUCGAGUCAGACAAUGAAGGUAGGGAAGAUGAUGCGGCCCAUGUCGACUUCCCCACGGCUUUCUCCCUCUCCAAAUUCAUACCCCUCCUGGAGGAAAGAAUCAACGUCUUGAACCCUUUCACACGGACGUUUCUGGUCAACUGGAUAACUCUUCUCGAUUCAAUACCGGAUCUCGAGUUGGUCACUUUCCUACCGUCAUUCUUGCCUGGUUUAUUCAAGUUUCUGAGCGAUCCGAACAAGGAUGUACAUACCACCACACAGGUUUGCCUCGACCGUUUCCUUGCGGAGAUCAAGAAGAUAUCUCGGAUCAAACGAGGAAUCGCAGAGAGCCGCAAGGGUCGUGGAAAUGGCAAACGGUCCCUCAUGAGCAGUAAGAGUGGAGUCUCAAGCAUGGCAAGUGAUCCAAUCAGUCCAGCGGGAGAAGACAUUCAGGAGGACAUCCUGAGUGGUGAUGAGGAAGGAUCAUAUACCGCAAAUGAUGAGAAAUCCGUCAGCACCGAAAGCGAUUGGAUACCUGGUCAGGACAUACACGUCGAUCAUGCUAAAAUCCUCGACAUCUUGGUCACCUUUCUCAGCGAGUCAUCCUCGGAGGAGCUCCAAAUCACCAGUCUUCGAUGGAUCGACACCUUCUUCGACAUUUGUCCGGAGGAUAUUUUACCAUUCGUUCCACGGCUCUUAUCUCAGGUUUUACCUGCCAUGGCUCAUGACGUGGAGCAAGUCCGCCAAGCAGCGAACCGGGUCAACACCUCCUUGACCGAAUAUAUUUUGUCACUACCGGAUGACGCUCCGCGAACGCAGACGCAUUCUGCUCCAAUGGCGCCGUCUAGUAUACCGACCCCUUCAACUGGAUCAUCGAAGGAGGCAGUCGGGGUGGAGCGCAGAGAAUCAGGCCUAUCCAAAUUUUCGAGAAGCACUGGCAAAGAGUCUCAGGAUAAACCAUCAGCGGAGCCUCCCCAACCAUCAGUUCAAUACGAAAACGAAGAUCAGCCACGGCUAUCAUCUGUCGGCCUCGACUACGAGGCCGCUGUCAAUUCGUUGACGCUGCAGUUCUUAAAUGAGCAAGAAGCGACACGUGUCGCGGCGCUCCAGUGGCUGAUCAUGCUGCAUAGAAAGUCGCCCAGAAAGAUUUUAGCCAUCAACGACGGGAUAUUCCCUGCUCUCCUAAAGACACUUUCCGAUCCAUCCGACUCCGUCGUCACUCGGGAUUUGCUUCUCCUAUCCCAGAUAUCCAAGGGAAGCGAUGACUCCUACUUUACCUCCUUCAUGGUCAACCUCCUCAAACUCUUUGCAACCGACCGCAGAUUGCUAGAGACGAGAGGCAAUUUGAUUAUUCGACAGCUAUGUCUGAGCCUCAGUCCCGAGCGGAUAUACCGCACCAUGGCUGAUUGCCUGGAGAAAGAUGAGGAUAUCGAAUUCGCCAGCAUCAUGAUUCAAAACCUUAACAACAAUUUGAUCACAGCCCCUGAAUUGGCAGACCUGAGGAGACGACUGCGCAAUCUAGAUUCUCGCGAGGGACAACACUUCUUUGUCGCGUUGUUUCGAUCAUGGUGUCAUAACUCCGUCGCAACCUUUUCUUUGUGCUUGUUGGGUCAAGCGUACGAACAAGCAUACAAUCUAUUACAGAUUUUUGCCGAACUGGAGAUGACUGUCAAUCUCCUCAUUCAGAUUGACAAACUCGUGCAGCUGCUGGAGUCUCCGGUUUUUACAUACCUCCGUUUGCAACUCCUCGAACCUGAGCGCUACCCCCACCUCUAUAAAUGUCUCUACGGCCUCCUCAUGCUCCUCCCCCAAUCCUCGGCUUUCUACGCUCUCAAAAACCGCCUCAAUAGCGUCAGCGCCAUCGGCUACCUUCACAUAGCCCCCAGAACGUACGUAUCUCACAACCACCACUCCCGUCAAAAGAGCAACACCGACUCAGUGGUCACCCUCAGCGCCCCACCCACGCCUGCCACCUCCAACUUCGACCGCCCCAACCGUCUCAAGACCCGCGACGACCCCGUCCGCUGGAUGGACCUCCUCGAGAAAUUCAAGGCAACCCAGGAGCGCGGCCGCAAGGCGCAGCGGAUGCAGGGGUUGGAAGACGACGGUCUCGCGCAGGGGUCGCAGCCGCUGCACGACCGGGAGCGGAGGCCGCUGGCCGACGCGCAGGCGAAAGGAGCGGCAGUGAGACCCGAUUCGGCGGCGAGUAUCUCCCGGCCGCCGGUGCUGGCGCCGUCGCAGCCGUAUCAGCAGCCGGCGCCGCAUUCGAGGGCGAAGUCGAGUCUAAGUCAUCUUGGGCGGUUUGCGGGAGGUGUUGGAGGACGGAAAUCGAAAAAGACAUGAUGUGUCGGAAUGCGAUAGUGUUCUGCUCAUAUCAGCCUUACGAUGCCACUAGCUCAGCAAUCCCAAGCUUUUCCAGCCAGCUCAUUUCUUCCACAUUAUGAUUGGUUUAUUCACC